Porites evermanni is the source of this 10081-nucleotide messenger RNA. The record is from the annotation of a GenBank genome assembly. Lineage: Eukaryota; Metazoa; Cnidaria; Anthozoa; Scleractinia; Poritidae.
GCAAUAAUCAAAAUGGCGGCACUCUCAGCUGGAUGAAUUGCUUUGAAAGUGAUUUGAUAAUAAUUCCUCAAACCCCGUCUCUAUCGGAAAAGUCAAACGGAUAUUUAACAGAUAACGACCAUUCUCUAUGACUGACGACUCCAAAUUUGCGAUAGUUUCUCCGAAAUCGGUUAAAUUAUACGCUGAGAUUGUUGGCGCGCAAGGUUUGACAGAUGACCUUGCGAGUUCUCUUGCGGAAGAUGUGACCUACAGACUUCGCGAGACCCUUCAGGUAAGUCUGAUCACCACAGAAUUUCUUUGUUGAGUUUAUAUUAAGUAAUCAUCUCGUAACCUGUAACAAACCCACAGAGUGCAUCUCAGUAUAUGAAGCAUGCCAAGAGAAGACGGCUCACAUGCGAAGAUUUCAACAAAGCAUUAGAAAGGAGCAGUACUGAGGUGACAAAUUAAACCUGUGUUGUUAUUGUACUCAUGAAUAUUAUUAAGGGAAGCAUGCCAAAUUUAAGGCCUUCACAAGUCCUCGACAAUUUCGUUGUUGGGUUUUUGAAGAAACUCCAAACUCCGCGACCGAAAAUUUUUCCUGACAUGGAGUUACCCCCUGCAAAAAUUAGCCUCAGAAAUAGAAUUAUUUAAUUAUUACCCACCCUUCAUGGGCAAUGGUACUAUAUUUUCACCCUCAGAAAUUGACGUUUAGAAUUUACAAUGAUCCUCUCUCCUGACCCUCUCAGUAAAAUUCACAGACUUAAUGAUCCCUUCAGGAAAUCUAGCUAAUCUAUGAUGGGAGGGUUGGAAGAGGGGUGGUGGAUAUAAAAUGGAAUGGCCUUAGGGGGUGUAGAUAAAAUAGAAGUUUGCUUUGAUAAUUAAUGCAGACUCAGCAUACUCUCUGAUAAACCUGAAUGAUAAACUAUUGAUCCCUCAAUCAUGAUUGCUAUUUAUACCAAAGCUACUUGAGAACACUCAUCCUUUCAAAACUGGAUUGGAGUUUAGAAAUGGAGAAGAGCAGAGUUGAGCCAUAAAUCACUUGUGGAAUGCUUAAUACAGUUCAUUUUCAAGAUUUUUUAAUAAUAAUUAUCAUCGUGAUCGUAUUUUAUUAUUUUUAUCACUCAGCCCAUUUAUGGCUAUGGAUCAUUGGAGGACAUGGCAUUUCGAAGCACAGUGGCCAAAGAUGGAGAAAUUUUCUUUGUUGAUGACAAGGAGAUUGGUUUGCGAGAAAUGGCCAUGAAUGUUGCAGUUCCCACUGAUCCUGGACAGAGAACAGUCAAAGGUAAUAACUGUUUACAUUUUAUUUCAGAUUGCAUCAUUUUAGAAUGCAUCUUGCCUAGCAAAGCUUUGAUGUUCGUGAUGGAAUACCAUUAACAGUAGUUUGACACAAUACCACAGUCAACUAUUUAUUUAGAAUGGACACCUUUAUAUAAAGACCACAGAGCAUAGGGGCUGGGUGGGAUAUAGCCUCACCAAUAAUUUCACUGCAAUUUUUUUUGCAUUAAUUACAAAAGUAUUUCCAGUCUUUUUGUUAAGAGCGAAUGCACUUUUUGUUGUUAAAUGUGCGUUUUUAUGAAGAAAACUAACAGAAUGGUGAUGGACAUUUUACAAAACUUUCUCACGUUUGAUGGAAAUAAACAUGUUUCUGGCGAUUUUGAAAACUCUAUUUUCAGCUAGCCCCACCAAUCCAAAAGAUGCUCCAUGAAUUUUCAAUAUGUCCCUAAGUGUACACCUACAGUUAAUUGGUCCCAGCCUUCAUUCCUCUCAUUUGAUUCUCUAUAAGGCAGACUUAUGUCCAAGACAGACCACAAGUAAAAUUCCCCAUGUUUCAACCAUAAAAGUUUAACAGUAUUUUACUUACUUCACUUCAGUCUCCUGAUUGUUGUGAUUUUUUAGCUCUCUUGUUUUUGUAAAUUUUAAAAUUAUUUAAAAAUAGAUAGUGUAAGUUAUCAUAUAUUUUUUUGCUUAUCUUUCAGCCCAUUGGCUAUGUAUUGAGGGUUCAUUGCCUGUUGGAAGUCAUGCCCAAUUAAAUGCUGGUACGUUUUUCAGAAACAGUCCAUUGCAAGGUUAAACGGAAAAAAUAUGAUUUUCACAAUAGUUACUGAAAAAUUAGAAAACAAAUGACUAAAAAUCAAGAUUUAAGUGUGAGCACAUACCCUUAUUUUGUGUGGUUUUGUUUACAAAAACUGUGUUAUUCCGUUCUUCAAUUCAACCUUAGGUCGAGGUAGCAGCACUAGUGAAAACGGAUCUGUGCGCAGCCCCCUGUCAGAGGUGAUAAAUUAGUUAAUUUACUGCCAUUUAUUAUAAGUAAACUCACCUUUGGAUGGUUGUCCACAAUUAGAUUUAGUAUUGUACACUGUGGUAAUUAAAUCAUACCCAACAUUCCCUAUCAUUUUUUCAUAAUCAAAGAUAAUCUAUUUCCAUGCACAGGUUAUCAUGGUUACCCAUAGCCAUACCUGUCAAUACGAGUAGCAAGUCACUUAACCUGAGAGAGAAAUGGCAGGGAUCAAUGGCAAUAUUGCAUAAUUAUGGGAAUUCCUUGUCACCCUUUUACAUAACUAUCAGCAAACAUGUCUGCCUCCCUGUAAACCAAUGCAGAACUGGUGUAUCUAUUUAAGGUCCAUAUUAAAUUCUUUACUUAAUUGUCACAUUCAGUUUUCACUACCAGUGUUCUUCCUUAUUAUUAGCUACUUUGUCUACCUUAAAAUUAAGUAUUUUUGAACCUUGUGUUUAUUUCUUUGCAGGCCUGUUUGAAUUAUUAUGAGCAGAUCACAAAGGCUGUCUUAGGUGAUGAGGAAGAGUCCUGCAGAGUAUGUCUUGUUCAUUUCAAUAAACUGUUUCUCAGUCUGAAGAUUAUUGAUUGUUAAUAGAGACGUAAAUCCCCAAACUCACAUUCAAUAAAAAGCAAACAAUAACUUUGAGUUCAACCAUAGCUGAUAGACACACCUCGUUCAUAACAUAACAAGUACCACAGUGGGCUACUGCCCAGACAUGCUUUCAUCUGACUGGCCACACUUUAGGAUUUAAGCCCAAAGUUAUUACAGGACUCCAACAUGCCUUGAAAUCCCUUGAGUUCAAAACUCAAAAUUCAACUUGCUUUCUUAGUAUAAGAUUCUGGAAUACUGCCAACCUACUCCUCCCCUAAUCAAACAUUUUUUCCUUAGUAAGAACAAGUCAGUGUCAAAGUGGGCUUAGGGGAGAGGUGGUUGGGAAGAUUCAGAUGACCGUUUCCAGAUUCUCAAGUGACCAAUAAGUCUAUAAACAUGUCUGUACAAAAGUUUCACACAGAAAGGAGAUGAUUUAAGCACUUCUCAAUAUUGAGUGGAAUUCUUGAAUUAUUGCAAUUGUGUUCUUGAGUAGUCCUUACAAAACGCCUUGAUUUACUUUUCUGUUUAAAAGGAGUGAGAACCAUUUGGAACCACGUUUAUAAAUUUUCUGAUGAUUACUACGUUGUCGGAUAGUUGUGUCGGAGCUGACACUUACAGGCGUCUGAGUUGCUGGCUUAGUUCUGGCCUACUCUGUACUAUUUUUUCUUCUCUUUUAUUCACCAGGUGGCUCUAAGUGAUUUGAGGACUAACCCCAAGAUUUCAUCUUUAUUGGCAUAUUUUGUGAAUUUCAUCGCAUCAGGAGUAAGUAAAAAUAAUCAUCCGGAGUAGAGAAGACUAGUGUGAUGCCAUGUUACCAUGGUAGCAAAAUUUCUGGAUCUCAACAAUCUUUCUUGACAGAUACAGCGAUUUACGUUGUCAAACCAUGGAAGAAAAGUAUGUGGGCUACCUUUUUGUUCUUGAGUGCAAUAAUGCGCAGGAAAGUCAUACAUGUUAAUUUUUUUCAUUUUUUUUCUGCCAUAUUUGCAGACCACGGUUUCUUGAGAUCCUCCAGAGAUUUUGCUACAAUGACAACAUGACAUAAUGACUUUUCCUCUCUAUUAUUUUGCUGUUGUUACUACGAAAACAAGAAUUCUGAAGGAGUUUAGGAAUUAGAAUCAUAUUAUUCUUUUGUAACGAUCAGUACAAAAAGAAAAUCAACAGAAAGGUCAUUAGAGAAAUACUGUUUAAUAAACCUGCAGGAGUGCUUUAUCAAGUUUAACACAUGAGGUGGGAAGUUUCAGAAUUUAUGAAGCAUAAAAACAGAUGUAGAUCUAUUGACCAGUGUUCUCGUUAUCAGGCGGUAACCGGUAAAAUUUACUGCCUGAAGCAACACUUCUUACCGUCUGCAACUGCUUAAAGGUUUACCGAAAUUAAAUAAUUUUUUUUCCAAAAAAUAUAUACAAGUUGUGAUCCGAUCCGAUCCUCAAAAGAAAAUGAAUGAAUAUAUGGAAAAUUAUAGCUACCUAUUACAAAACGUACAGCCCAAAAAUAAUGCAUGUACAGGAACUUCUUUUUGCGUCCGCAAGCUGGCAACUUCGUGCGGCUUUUUGCAGGGCGCUUGCGCUUGAAUUCAGCAAGACGCAAGAACUUCUUUUGUGGUUAUAAAUUUAACCACAAGAAUUUCUUUGCUGUGGGAUUUUCGAACCGCAGGGCAGCAACUUCUUUCAGUGCGGUAAAAUUGCCGCAGACAAGUGAAAAUUUAUUAUGACAAUAAAAUAGCUGUGCCGCUUUCUGUAUUUGUCAGCGGAUCACUAAUCUAUGCUUUAGGGACAUAGUUUUGAACAUUCAAUUCCUUCGUUCUUGCUGGUUUACAAUGACAGGGAUGUAUAGAUAACAAGUGUAAACAAAACAGAUAAACUAAAAAUACUUUCACGUGUCAUGAUCGGUGAAUUUUGAAACGGUAUAUAUAAAAUUAUCUUGUGCAAAGGUAACCUUUUAAGCGAGGAAAUCAGAGGAAAUGUGUACAAUUUUGAUUAAAAAAAGCAGCGCUUCAAAAAAUAAGGAACGAUCGUAGUAUGUUGCGGAAAAGAGCCGUGUAAUUUGAGACCGCACGUACAACUGUGUCAACUCAAAGCGCUCUUGGAAAAUAAAAACAUGCUAAAGUAAAGUAAGGAACAUUUUCACUAAAGGCUCUUUCAAAUUAGCGUAACAAAGUAAUAAAUAAUUCCCAUGUUUUCUUGCGGCAGAAAUUCAACGCCUUUGGUUUGUUUUGCCGAGACUAUGCUAUUGUACUAUGAAAUGAUCCAAAUGAUCGAAAUGUUCGAAACUACAGAUCGGUUUGUUAAACAAACGCCUCACACGCUUUAUCUAACUUUGGAAAAGCUGAACGAUUGAAGAGUUCACUUUUCAGGAAAAGCAGAGAAAGCUGUUCGCUUUCUCAGGCAACUUUUUACGUGUGUCCUUGCAUGAUUACCUUUUGCUGCCACAGAGUGAAUUAGUAUCAACGCUACAAAACGGUGUUGUAACAAAAAGGCGACAAAGACCAUAAACUUCUUUCAGUUUAACACAAGGAGGCUCCUUGCACUAAUUAUUUAGAUUUGGGGUUAUAUUGGGCUUAAAGAUUCACCCUGUUGAUAUCAGAUAGAAAGGAAAGGACAUUAAUGAUCUCAAAGAUGAAAAUAAGAGUCUUGAUUUCAAGACAAAUACAUAUGAUUCGAAUUAUGAUAAUCAGAAUGUCUACAUCAGCCGUAAUGGUGUAAAAGGAAUUUGCUCUUAUGGAACAUGAAUUUCCAUUAUCUUAAAUUGGUUUGUUUACUGUAGUUUGCAUACCCAUUUGCCCCUCAAAAAGCGCCUUUUUCAGUUCUGAUGGCAAAAGUAUUUUUCAGGUGAAGUCCUACAGCCAUGACUUAACACAGCUGAGCAAGCUACUGAGUAUGGUUAGAUCACUGAUUGAAAACCAGUCCUUGUUUUUGGAACCAUAUGUAAGCAAUUUGAUUCUUGUUUUCGUUUUAUUUUUAGUUUUCCUGUUAUGUUUUUGGCAACUUAAUACUGGUAAAAACUUUACCUACCUAGAGUUGUUAACUGCUGCAGCCUACUAAGUUCGUCGGUUUUUCGCUGCUCUCUCUCUCUCUCCCUCUUGCACUUUUUCAUCAGAUGUGCAAGAACAUAAACACUAGUAGAUAUUGAACAAUAGCCUUGCGAUAGACUUUUUGAAUUUUAUUGUCUGUUUAAUAAAUUAGUGAGUAACUCAGACUUCCUGCGUACUUACUUAAGACUUCCUACAAACUUAUUUUUGUUUUUUUCUUCUGACGUACUUUAUGGUGGUUUUAGAUUUCCUGCAUACUAUUUAACUGUUGAAUGCUUCAAGUACAUGUAGUUGAUUAGUAUAAUUAGUAUAAUAAAUGAGUUUUGCCAAUUUUAUCUAUACACUUGCCCAAGCGUGCUCUUUUGAUUCAUACCGGUACUUGAUUUUAGUUACGAUUGGUUGCACACGCCUUGUUCAUUGUGAUUGUAAAAAAUAAAAAUGUUUGAACUUAUGCUUUCCUCGUCUUGCCCUUGAAUACUUGGCUUGAAGUGAACGUUUAUCGCGUUUAUUGUUUAACAAAGGAAAUAAAGGAAACAUGCUAGCGUUAAAAUUAAUGCAAAGUUAAUAUAAUGAAGUAGUUCUAUAACGUUGCAUGAUGUAGCGUUAUAUAGCGAGGAGAUUUACGGUCGUGUCGCCUACGAUUCGUUUCGCCAACGUCCAGUUCGCUAACGCCUUAAGUCGUUGCGCUAACGUAUAACUUGUAGAAGGAGGUAUAUGUGCAUCGCACUCUUUCGUAUCAUGGCUCAAAGAAAGAGGCAAGCUCGUUCCCAGGUUCUCUCAUGGGGACCCUGGGAAUGAGGUUGAGAACGAGGGAAACGUGCAGUGCUAGUUUCGUUUCAUAAAGAAUGACUUAAGACGUUAGUGAGGGCGACGUAAGCGAUUCAACGACUCAUAGGCGAAACGAGCGGUCACCAGCGGGGUUUUUUUUCUUACAGUUUACAACCUUUCUCUCCGUUUUAUACUGUUUGGUGAAAUUGUUCUGUUCGUUUUCGUAGGUUAUUCAGCUUGUUACAGCUGUCAUGUAUUGUUUGCUUGAGUCUCUUGCUGCCUCCCUUAAUCCACAUAAUGAUCACUGGCGGCUGAGGGACGAGGCAGCCAACAUUCUGGUACGCAUCAGUAGGUACGGGUUACUUCUUCUCUAUUCACUUUGCUACCCGGUCAAAUGCUCCUGACUGCUCUCUCGCGCAUGCGUAAGGUACUGGUGUGUGCUUCAGUGCUGAAUUUAUUUGGUCUUGCUACCCCUUACGACGAACUACGAUCGUUAAGGAAGCCUUUCAGUUUGUUUUUACAACUUUUAUUGAUCGUGUAUGCCUGAUCGUUUUACCCGUCGCAGUUUGACUUGCAUGCCUAUUUACUGCUAUGUUCUACAGUGCUAUAGUGUAAGUUAAGAUCUUGCUUUCUUGCAUUCUCGUUCCCAGAGCCCGUCGUUUCUUUUGGUCACGUGAUCCGUUACAAACUAAUGCGAGUGUCUCUAGGGACGAGAAUGGCUUUCUUGCAAUCCAAGUUUUGUUAGUCUAAAUUGUGACUUCGGGCGAAUCGACCCAAUUCCAGGCGAAACAACCUGGAUACCCUUUACAACCUGUCACUGAGAGAUAUUGCCUUUUAACCUAAGAAUUUUGGUAAUGAUCGGUGAAAUUAAUUUUGAUUUACUUACAAGCAAUGCUUCACUGUCAGUCGAUCCGAGGCAGGUUUUUCACUUCGUCCAGUUAAAAAAUAACAUAAGCCUCAAAUGUGUCGUGGUAAAUAAUUUUUUUUCAAUGACACAGAUGGCUAAGGGAGAUUUUUCUGAACUUUCUGAAAGUCCAUCACUGCGAGUCGUAUGUUGUUUUUUCUCCUAUUCAUUCUCUCUUCCUUCUCUUUUGCCAUAUAUUCAGGACCUACAAAUAGUAUUAGUUUCCCACCGGGGGGGGGGGGGGGGGGAAAGUGGCUCCUGUUGGGGGGGCUCUUUUUAAACCACUCUUUUUUUUGAGUGAAGGCAGCCCAAAAAGACGUUUGUGGUGCGUAUUAUAGGCAAUGACGACCAAUACAGUAUUGAUGGCGCUAAUUCUGCUUGACUGUAUUUCAUCCGUUUGUUUGUCUACAGGAAGUGCAGUAAUCCAGUUAACUACCUAAAACAGCAGCUGUUGAUGACGCUUCAAGAAGUGUUGUUAGAUGAUGGCCGCCCUUUCUGUUCACAUUAUGGUGCAGUAGUCGGACUGACUGAGUUGGGGCCAGAGGUAAAAUCAGACUGUUUACACUCGCAGUUUUGUAUUUUCUCUUGUGAUUGUCGAGAGUGAUCACCAAAUUCCAGAGGCCCCAUCCAUUUUUUAUGUGGAGAACGUCGGAAGUCUAAAGAGAGUGCAAAUUAACCAUUUAUAGGGACGGGCUAGACGGGGGUCGGUUGGGGACGACAGAAAACGACCUACCCCCUCCCUAAUUUAAUUAAUUUAAUAAUUUCCCUUAUCAUCAUGAAAUCCCGACAUCUGUUAGCCUGUCGAAUUCGGCGAUUGAUCUCGAAAAUCACACGGUAAAAUAGGGAAUUGUAAACAUUUAAAUAGUGACUAUUAAAAGUUGAUUAUAUUUUCCGUUAUUGUUAGUCCCUAAAGUAAUCUAACGGCAUGUUGGUUGUUUGUUCCAGGCACUAGAACAGUUUGUAAUGCCUCAUCUGCGCACAUACUGGAAUCAGCUACAGCAAGUUCUAGAUGAUACUACCCAAUCGAACGCUCUUUUGCAAGAUGAAGCCUAUCAAGUUUACGGAGCCCUUCUUGUAAGAAAACUGACAGCGCUUCUUCAUAUUAUUGGUAGUUACCCAGAAUUAGAAUUAGAUGCGAGCAAAUUUAGCUUGGCAGGGAUUGUAAAAAAGGAGAAAUUAUUUAAAUUAGGAGUCUGAGCCAACUUAACCUAAUUUGAUAAAGGUAGUGAAAAACUUUCAGAUUUUGCUCAUAAAUGGUCAUGCACCUAAAGUAGUAUUUCUCUAGCUGUCAUCUUGACAUCGAAAGACGUCUAGUACACGCGUCCCUUCUUGAAGAAGAUCCGGAAAGAAAUCUUUUGUCUUUAUCUUAGUGCUGGGUUGUCUUCUGUAAUUUUAGUUUUAUAAUGCAGUUUUAUUUGGCAUAACCACUGACUUAAAAUAACGUGUUCGAUAUUUUCCCUCUUCAGCAGGCCGCUGGAUGCCUUUUGAAAUCCAAACAAUUUGGUGUGCCCAUCUCCUCUCUCGGGACUCAAGUCAACAACUCCCACCCAUUCCUGCGCAGCAAUCUCUCGCCGUGGGCUGGGACGAGCGUAAUUCAGCGCCCAGCUCCCGUUGGCUCUACGCGAUCGCGGUCGAGUUCGACCAGUCUUGCAUCUAACUCUCUUCAAUUGUACCAACAACUCUACGACGUGUUUGGAGAUAGUUUAGGCCCCAGAAUUGCACAUAACAACUGGCAAGACGCCGCUGUAACUAAGAACAAUCAGCUGCGGAUGCAACCAUUUGCCCAUGCGUACUUUCCAUUACGCCCACUCGCACGUGAUGCUAACGUGAUCAAAGAAAUGAUAAUCAAAGCGAGAGAGAAGCUACGGCUAGUGAGCCCCCAAACACCGGCGCAAGGAACCAAGAGAAAAAGAACAACCAGCGAGAGCGGAUCAGCUCAUAAGACUUCUGAGAAACGGGCAGGAACAAAAGCUAAACGCGUUUGCAUGACUGUAAGCCCUGCGCGAGCGAGACUUCAACAAGUCCCAAUGGAGUUAGACCCUGAAGAACCCAAUCCCUCGCGAAGCUCCAAGAGGGGCCGUCACAAGGCUUUUGAAGUGCCAGGGAUACAAGCACAAGGAGGCCGGAAUCGUUCGAAAAGAGCUAUUGUUACCGGACGCAUACAUAGAAAGUUUAGAAGAGUCAACCCUUCUUUGAAUAAUACGGCGAAGUAUGAUUAUCAUUUAGGUGUAAUAUUAUAGUGCUUCGCUCGCAUUUUUUGUUAGAUACCAUUAUUACAGAACAAAGCUAGACUCGACGCUUUUUGCUCAAACAUGUAGUGGUACGUAUCACUGUCCGAAGAGAAAAGUGGUAACUUUCUUCACCUCGUUGAGAGCGUUAAAUAUAUUUGUCAAACUCAUAACUAUUUAGUAGGCAUGUUGUUCAAUAAGAUUCCGUCCAAACGCAUCCAGAUAUUUUUGAAAACAGAAAUUUUUUCAUCCGUCUUAGCCUUCCUUCCACACGUCCACGCCGUUUUCGGGCACCAAAAACGCAUUUUUU